Messenger RNA from Gorilla gorilla gorilla (western lowland gorilla), 14962 nucleotides. It is a transcript of the gene RIF1, whose product is annotated as replication timing regulatory factor 1. Gene Ontology annotation, biological process: telomere maintenance. NCBI's taxonomy places the organism in Eukaryota, Metazoa, Chordata, Mammalia, Primates, Hominidae. Bases 576 to 7874 code for a protein of 2432 amino acids. The record is from RefSeq and is a predicted model, not a curated record. The transcript has 34 exons. Gene Ontology annotation, cellular component: chromosome, telomeric repeat region; nucleus.
UCGAACUUCUCCCGCCAGGCCUAACCUACUCCCGCGCACUCCUGGGCCCGCCCAGCCGCCAUCUUGGUCUAGGAGGGAGCGCGCCGCACGCGUGAGUAAACAGCCGGAGCCGGGAAAGUCGAGCUCUGGCAGCGUCUGGGUGCUGAGGGGCAGAGGCGGAGAGAACCCUGUCCUGAUCUUCCUAGGUGGGAUAAAUAUCGGGGUGACAGUGGUAGGCCGCGGGGAACCCUCAGUCUGCCCACCCUCCGCCCCCUCGCGGCGAGAUGCCUCGUUCCCCGGGCUUCUCCCGCCCUCCGUCGAUCUCCUCCCUCUGUUGAAAGCUGCCCGGGAAAGUGGUGGCGGGAGCGGGCCCAGGCCCGAAUGUGGCGUGGGCUCAGGUGCCUGGUGUCGGGCGCCGGAGGAGGUUCGCGCUGGGGUUUGGUGAUUCGGAGGCCUGGGGUGCAGACGCGGCGUGGCUGUGAGGCCGGGGCGGGCGUGCGGGUGUGAGGGCCGGACUCACACUGGGCCGCCGCGGGGCUGUUUCCAUCGGUCACUGGAUUUUCUCCUCUUCCGGUUCGGGCCUCAGGGUGGCCGACAUGACGGCCAGGGGUCAGAGCCCCCUCGCGCCGCUGUUGGAGACUUUGGAAGACCCUUCUGCCUCCCAUGGAGGGCAGACUGACGCUUACCUGACUCUGACCAGUCGUAUGACUGGAGAAGAAGGAAAAGAAGUAAUUACAGAAAUUGAGAAAAAACUUCCUCGGCUGUACAAAGUUUUAAAGACUCACAUUUCCAGUCAAAACUCGGAGCUGAGUAGUGCUGCUCUACAAGCCCUGGGGUUUUGCUUAUAUAAUCCCAAAAUUACCUCAGAAUUAUCAGAGGCAAAUGCUCUAGAAUUGCUUUCAAAAUUGAAUGAUACCAUUAAGAAUUCAGACAAAAAUGUACGUACCAGAGCACUUUGGGUGAUAUCUAAGCAGACAUUUCCCUCUGAAGUGGUUGGCAAAAUGGUAUCCAGUAUAAUUGAUUCAUUAGAAAUACUGUUUAACAAAGGAGAGACGCAUUCUGCUGUUGUUGAUUUUGAAGCAUUGAAUGUUAUCGUAAGGCUAAUUGAACAAGCCCCAAUUCAAAUGGGAGAAGAGGCAGUGAGGUGGGCAAAACUGGUCAUACCUUUAGUGGUUCAUUCAGCACAAAAGGUACAUUUGCGGGGAGCAACUGCUCUGGAGAUGGGAAUGCCAUUAUUGCUUCAGAAACAGCAAGAAAUAGCAUCUAUUACGGAGCAGCUUAUGACUACUAAAUUAAUCUCAGAACUUCAGAAGCUAUUUAUGAGUAAAAAUGAGACUUACGUGUUAAAAUUAUGGCCUUUGUUUGUCAAACUACUUGGAAGGACCUUGCAUCGAAGUGGGAGUUUCAUCAAUUCUCUGUUGCAACUAGAAGAACUUGGAUUUCGUAGUGGAGCACCCAUGAUUAAAAAGAUAGCUUUUAUUGCUUGGAAGAGUUUAAUAGAUAAUUUUGCUUUAAAUCCAGAUAUACUAUGUAGUGCAAAAAGACUCAAGUUGUUAAUGCAGCCUUUGAGUUCCAUCCAUGUGAGAACAGAAACUCUAGCAUUAACAAAACUAGAAGUCUGGUGGUAUUUGCUGAUGAGACUUGGACCUCAUCUUCCUGCUAAUUUUGAACAGGUUUGUGUGCCUCUGAUUCAAAGUACAAUAAGCAUUGAUUCUAAUGCCUCACCUCAGGGCAAUUCGUGUCAUGUAGCUACAUCUCCAGGUUUAAAUCCUAUGACUCCUGUACACAAAGGUGCUUCCUCCCCGUACGGAGCCCCGGGAACUCCCCGAAUGAACCUGAGUUCGAAUUUAGGUGGAAUGGCCACAAUCCCAUCCAUUCAACUUUUGGGACUUGAAAUGUUGCUUCAUUUCUUGUUGGGUCCAGAAGCCUUGAGUUUUGCUAAGCAAAAUAAACUUGUGCUGAGCUUAGAGCCACUGGAACAUCCGUUAAUCAGCAGCCCUUCUUUUUUUUCCAAACAUGCAAAUACACUUAUCACUGCUGUUCAUGAUAGCUUUGUUGCAGUUGGAAAAGAUGCCCCCGAUGUGGUUGUCAGUGCUAUCUGGAAGGAGCUAAUUAGCUUGGUGAAGUCAGUUACUGAAUCAGGUAACAAAAAAGAGAAACCAGGUUCUGAAGUUUUGACUCUCUUAUUAAAGUCUUUGGAAAGCAUAGUAAAGUCUGAAGUAUUUCCUGUAUCAAAAACGCUGGUCCUCAUGGAAAUUACAAUUAAAGGACUUCCUCAGAAAGUAUUAGGUUCACCAGCAUAUCAGGUUGCUAAUAUGGAUAUUCUUAAUGGAACUCCAGCUUUGUUCUUAAUUCAAUUAAUUUUCAACAAUUUCUUGGAAUGUGGUGUAUCAGAUGAAAGGUUCUUUCUCAGUUUGGAAUCACUUGUAGGCUGUGUUCUUUCUGGUCCAACUUCACCACUAGCUUUCAGUGACUCAGUUUUAAAUGUUAUUAAUCAAAAUGCAAAGCAGUUGGAAAAUAAGGAGCAUCUCUGGAAAAUGUGGAGUGUUAUAGUCACCCCAUUAACUGAAUUGAUUAAUCAGACCAAUGAAGUAAAUCAAGGUGAUGCCUUAGAACAUAAUUUUAGUGCCAUCUAUGGUGCAUUGACUUUACCAGUAAACCACAUUUUUUCAGAACAGAGAUUUCCAGUGGCCACUAUGAAGACUUUGCUUAGAACUUGGUCAGAAUUAUAUAGAGCAUUUGCUCGUUGUGCUGCUUUGGUGGCAACAGCAGAAGAGAACUUGUGCUGUGAGGAACUUUCUUCCAAGAUAAUGUCCAGUUUGGAAGAUGAAGGCUUUUCUAAUUUGUUGUUCGUGGAUAGAAUUAUUUAUAUUAUUACUGUAAUGGUUGAUUGCAUUGACUUCUCACCAUAUAAUAUUAAAUAUCAGCCCAAAGUUAAAUCACCACAGAGACCUUCAGAUUGGUCCAAAAAGAAGAAUGAGCCCCUAGGGAAAUUGACUUCUUUAUUUAAACUUAUUGUGAAAGUGAUCUAUUCUUUCCACACUCUGAGCUUCAAGGAAGCACAUUCCGAUACCCUCUUCACUAUUGGCAACUCAAUCACCAGCAUUAUUUCCAGUGUACUUGGACAUAUUUCUUUGCCUUCUAUGAUCCGAAAAAUAUUUGCAACUUUAACAAGACCUCUGGCAUUAUUUUAUGAAAACUCAAAGCUUGAUGAAGUUCCUAAAGUAUAUAGUUGUCUGAACAACAAGUUAGAAAAGCUACUGGGAGAAAUUAUUGCUUGUCUGCAAUUCAGCUACACCGGAACUUACGAUAGUGAACUUCUUGAACAACUCUCCCCACUAUUAUGCAUAAUAUUUCUGCACAAGAAUAAACAGAUUCGAAAACAGAGUGCUCAGUUCUGGAAUGCCACUUUUGCUAAAGUGAUGAUGUUGGUUUAUCCUGAAGAGUUAAAACCAGUACUAACACAAGCCAAACAAAAAUUUCUGCUCCUGUUGCCUGGUUUGGAAACUGUUGAAAUGAUGGAGGAAUCCAGUGGACCAUAUUCUGAUGGACUGAAACUUGAAUCUUCAUCUUUAAAAGUAAAGGGUGAAAUUCUUUUGGAAGAGGAAAAGUCUACUGACUUUGUGUUUAUACCUCCAGAAGGAAAAGAUGCAAAGGAAAGAAUAUUAACUGAUCAUCAAAAAGAAGUUCUCAAAACAAAGCGGUGUGAUAUUCCUGCCAUGUAUAAUAAUCUGGAUAUUUCCCAAGAUACCUUAUUUACUCAGUAUAGUCAGGAAGAGCCUAUGGAAAUUCCUACUUUAACCAGAAAACCGAAGGAGGAUUCUAAGAUGAUGAUUACGGAGGAGCAAAUGGACAGUGACAUUGUCAUUCCUCAAGAUGUCACGGAAGACUGUGGUAUGGCUGAACAUCUUGAAAAGGCCUCCCUUUCAAAUAAUGAGUGUGGUUCUCUUGACAAAACCAGUCCAGAAAUGUCGAACAGUAAUAAUGAUGAAAGAAAAAAAGCUUUAAUUUCAUCAAGGAAAACAUCAACUGAAUGUGCAUCUAGUACAGAAAAUUCUUUCGUUGUCAGCAGUAGUUCAGUUUCUAAUACCACUGUUGCUGGAACUCCCCCAUACCCUACAAGUCGGAGGCAAACCUUUAUUACUUUGGAGAAGUUUGAUGGUUCAGAAAAUAGACCUUUUAGUCCAUCCCCCUUGAAUAAUAUUUCAUCAACUGUUACAGUGAAAAAUAACCAGGAAACCAUGAUUAAAACAGAUUUUCUUCCAAAAGCAAAGCAAAGAGAAGGGACUUUUUCAAAAUCUGAUUCUGAAAAAAUAGUGAAUGGAACUAAGAGAUCAAGCCGGAGAGCUGGUAAAGCUGAACAAACAGGGAAUAAAAGGUCUAAGCCCUUAAUGAGAUCUGAGCUGGAGAAAAAUACUGAGGAAUCUAUUGAAGGCAUUGUAGUCUUAGAAAAUAACCCACCUGGUUUGCUUAAUCAAACAGAAUGUGUGUCAGAUAAUCAGGUUCAUCUUUCUGAAUCUACAAUGGAGCAUGACAAUACAAAGCUUAAAGCAGCAACAAUGGAAAAUGCUGUAUUAUUGGAAACUAAUACUGUAGAGGAGAAAAAUGUAGAAAUUAAUUUGGAAUCCAAAGAGAAUACACCCCCAGUAGUAAUAUCAGCAGAUCAAAUGGUAAAUGAGGAUAGUCAGGUUCAGAUAACUCCAAAUCAGAAAACCCUUAGACGGUCUUCAAGGCGACGUUCAGAAGUAGUAGAGUCUACCACUGAAAGCCAAGAUAAGGAAAAUAAUCAUCAAAAAAAGGAACGACGUAAGGAAGAAGAAAAACCUCUUCAGAAGAGUCCAUUGCAUAUAAAAGAUGAUGUGUUACCUAAACAAAAACUGAUUGCUGAACAAACUCUACAGGAGAAUUUAAUUGAGAAAGGAAGUAAUUUACAUGACAAGACUCUUGGGGAAACUAGUGCUAAUGCAGAAACUGAACAAAAUAAAAAAAAGGCAGACCCUGAGAACAUUAAGUCUGAGGGGGAUGGUACCCAGGACAUUGUAGAUAAGUCCUCUGAGAAACUAGUCAGAGGCCGAACACGGUAUCAAACAAGAAGAGCAUCUCAGGGUUUGCUUUCCAGCAUUGAAAAUUCAGAAUCUGAUAGUUCGGAGGCAAAAGAAGAAGGUUCUAGGAAGAAGAGAUCUGGAAAAUGGAAAAACAAAAGCAAUGAAAGUGUUGACAUUCAAGAUCAAGAAGAGAAAGUGGUGAAACAGGAAUGUAUAAAAGCUGAAAAUCAGUCACAUGAUUAUAAAGCAAGUUCUGAAGAAGAUGUAAGCAUAAAACCUCCGAUUUGUGAAAAACAAGAUGAAAGUAGUACUGUAAUGUGUCAGGAUUCUACAGUAACUUCAGAUUUGUUGCAAGUUCCUGAUGAUUUACCAAAUGUGUGUGAGGAAAAAAAUGAAACUAGCAAACAUGCAGAAUAUUCCUUAACAAGUCUACCUGUGCCAGAAUCAAAUCUAAGGACUAGAAAUGCCAUUAAGAGAUUACAUAAGCGAGACUCUUUUGAUAAUUGUAGUUUGGGAGAAUCCUCAAAAAUAGGGAUAUCAGAUAUUUCUUCGCUUUCAGAAAAAACUUUUCAAACACUUGAAUGCCAACACAAGAGAAGUAGGAGGGUGAGGAGAUCUAAAGGUUGUGAUUGCUGUGGGGAAAAAUCACAACCUCAGGAAAAGUCACUCAUUGGGUUAAAGAAUACAGAAAAUAAUGACGUAGAGAUUAGUGAAACAAAAAAGGCAGAUGUGCAAGCACCUGUAAGCCCAUCAGAAACUUCUCAAGCUAAUCCAUAUUCUGAAGGACAAUUUUUAGAUGAACAUCAUAGUGUGAAUUUUCAUUUGGGUCUCAAAGAGGAUAAUGAUACUAUUAAUGAUUCAUUAAUUGUUUCUGAAACCAAAUCAAAAGAAAACACUAUGCAAGAAUCUCUUCCUUCUGGAAUAGUAAACUUUAGAGAGGAAGUUUGUGAUAUGGAUUCUAGUGAAGCAAUGUCUCUUGAAAGCCAAGAGUCACCUAAUGAAAAUUUUAAAACUGUUGGCCCGUGUUUAGGAGACUCGAAAAAUGUUUCACCGGAAUCUUUGGAGACAAAAGAAGAAAAACCAGAAGAAACCCCAAAAAUGGAACUGAGUCUAGAGAAUGUUACUGUUGAAGGAAAUGCAUGUAAAGUAACAGAAUCCAAUCUAGAGAAAGCAAAAACUAUGGAAUUGGAUGUAGGAAAUGAAGCUAGCUUCCAUGGACAAGAGAGAACCAAAACUGGUAUUUCUGAAGAAGCAGCAAUAGAAGAAAAUAAAAGAAAUGAUGACUCUGAAGCAGACACAGCUAAACUGAAUGCCAAAGAAGUAGCAACUGAGGAAUUUAAUUCAGAUAUUAGUCUUUCUGAUAAUACUAUACCUGUAAAAUUGAAUGCUCAAACUGAGAUUUCUGAACAAACAGCAGCUGGGGAACUAGAUGGAGGAAAUGGUGUAUCUGAUCUACACUCAUCUGAAGAAACGAAUACCAAAAUGAAAAAUUAUGAAGAAAUGAUGAUCGGUGAGGCAAUGGCUGAAACUGGCCAUGUUGGUGAAACAGAGAAUGAGGGCAUAACUACCAAAACCUCAAAGCCUGAUGAAGCUGAAACAAAAAUGUUGACUGCAGAAAUGGACAACUUUGUUUGUGACACAGUUGAAAUGAGCACUGAAGAAGGAAUCAUUGACGCUAAUAAAACUGAAACAAAUACUGAGUAUAGUAAAUCUGAAGAAAAAUUAGAUAACAAUCAAAUGGUAAUGGAAAGUGAUAUUUUACAGGAAGAUCACCAUACUUCACAGAAAGUGGAGGAACCAUCACAGUCUCUGGCAUCUGGAACAGCUAACUCUGAACUAAUAAUAGAAGACAAUAAUGCAUCUCCUCAAAAACUAAGGGAACUUGAUCCUUCACUUGUGUCAGCAAAUGACAGUCCUAGUGGCAUGCAGACACGCUGUGUCUGGUCUCCUUUGGCUUCUCCGUCUACGAGCAUUUUAAAGAGAGGACUAAAAAGAUCCCAAGAAGAUGAAAUCUCAUCACCUGUUAAUAAGGUUCGCCGUGUCUCCUUUGCAGAUCCAAUAUACCAAGCAGGAUUGGCAGAUGACAUUGAUAGACGGUGCUCUAUUGUUAGGUCCCAUUCUUCCAAUAGUUCUCCCAUAGGAAAAAGUGUUAAAACUUCUCCUACUACACAAUCUAAGCAUAAUACCACUUCAGCCAAAGGAUUUCUGUCCCCAGGAUCACGUAGCCCUAAAUUUAAGCGCUCAAAGAAGUGUUUAAUUUCAGAAAUGGCCAAAGAAUCCAUACCAUGCCCAACAGAAAGUGUUUACCCACCAUUGGUGAACUGUGUGGCACCAGUUGACAUCAUUUUACCUCAGAUUACAUCAAACAUGUGGGCAAGAGGCCUGGGACAACUUAUUAGAGCUAAGAAUAUAAAAACUAUUGGUGAUUUGAGUACUCUUACAGCAUCUGAAAUAAAAACUCUUCCUAUCCGUUCUCCAAAAGUGUCCAAUGUAAAAAAGGCUCUCAGAAUAUAUCAUGAGCAGCAGGUGAAGACUCGUGGACUAGAAGAGAUUCCAGUUUUUGAUAUUUCUGAAAAAACAGUAAAUGGAAUAGAAAAUAAAUCUUUGUCACCUGAUGAAGAAAGACUUGCCUCAGAUAUAAUUGAUCCUGUUGCUUUAGAAACUCCAUUAUCCAAAAACCUUGUGGCACAGAUUAAUGCUCUUGCUCUUCAGCUGGAUUCAGAAGAUCUUCAUAAUUAUUCAGGAAGCCAACUAUUUGAAAUGCACGAGAAACUAAGUUGUAUGGCAAACUCUGUAAUAAAAAAUCUACAGUCACGUUGGAGAUCACCAUCCCAUGAAAAUUCUAUUUAGUAUUUUCAGAGAAAAUUGAAGGUUUUUUUAAACAUCACUGGAUUUCUUGAUUGAGGAAACAAGUUCUGAAAUAAUAGCACAAUUUCAAAGAAGAGACUCUUUGCAAAGUUGAUAACAUUUCAAACCCUGAAGGACAGUGACUUAUUAUGUAAGUUCAAUUUUGUAAGUUCAUUAUGUAAGAUCUUUUUUUUUCAUAUAAUGUAUUCUUCUUGGCUGCUAUGCGUGGUUUUUCAGGAAAUUUAAUUAUCUUACUGAGAUGUGAAAGCAAAACUAGUAACAGAACUUACAUUUUAUUUCAUGCUUUCUUAAUUAAACCCGUGCAUAUUCUGGUGAAACAUGUAAAAUACUUUAAGUAAAAUUGAACAUUUUUAUUUGAAUUUUUGCUGAACUGAUAAAGGUGUUUAUACUUUUGUUUGUUUGUUUAAUUCAUGUUUGUUGGGACUGAGGUUUAGGAAGUUUGUUACUGGUUAAAAACCUCAAAUGAAAUGCGAAAGAAUUGGAACUUUUCCUGCAUAUGUCAACUUUGGACAGCUUUCAAGAAAAAUGAGACAAGUUUCAGCUUCUGGGGGUUAAAAUAUUAAUGCAGAAUUUACUAAGAUUUUAUUCAUUUGCAUUAGCAAAUAUUCAUGCAGCAGCAGUUGACUGAAAAUUUAUUCUUAUGAGACGUAUAGUAUUCAUUUUUAAAUGCAUGAUUGUACAUUAUGUAUAGACGACAAUGUUUUUAAUUUAUAAAUUUCAUUCUUUGUUAAUUGCAUGGGUUUUUCUGCAGCUUAUUGUGAAUACCUUGGUUCUGUUCAAUAGAAACAUUUUGUAUAUAUUAAAUACUGAAAUAUCAGUAUUGACGGUGGAAGUGCUUCAUGGGCUUGCUGCACAUAUUUGUAGGAUACUGUAUCUGCAGAUGCAACAACAAAUAGUUUUGUACUUGGUUAACAGUCUUAGUUAAAACAUGAGUUUAUUUUCUAAAAGUAUCCAGAAUAAGUAAAAUUAUAGAAAUAAGAAAAUGUUACACAACUUUGCUGUUCAUACCCUUACCUUCUUACUACUUUUGGUUUGGAGGAGGGUAUCACCACUAGAAAGUGUGCCUCCUUAAGAUUUCUUAAAGGAAAGUUAGUUUCAGUAUUUCACAGCAAGUUGGACUACAAAAUCUAGAGUUGAUCUGCUUUUUAAACCUUCAUUUAAAAGCAAACUUGGAAGAAAUUUGAAACUGUUGUUUUUAAUAUAUGUCUGUGUUGCCUAGGUUUUCUUUUUUUAAAGAGGUAUGUAAUUAAAACCUUUGUAAAUUUUGCCAACUAAUAUUAGUGCCUGACUUCCCAUAUUUGUUUCAUCUUUUUAACUGACAAUAUAUCUCACUUGUUCUUUGAAUAGAAUGAGUGAGUAAUCUCAGUUUUCACAUUUUAUUCAGAAGCUAAUCCCUACUUAGCAAGGCACACAUUCUAGCAAGUCAUAGAAAGUUUAAUCCUUGUGCCUAGUUAGCUCUCGUAUAUUCAGGGAUCUCUAUAAAAGUUGGUGUCUUUUUUCAUCAUCAUAAAUUCAUAAUCACAGAUACUUUUGGGUCUAAGAUAUUCAUAUACCAAGGAUGGUUUUGUAAAGAAUUCUGGGAUCAUUGAAUUAAGGAUUGUGGCUUGAAGUAACUAAAGAAAAAUACUAAUUUCCUUAAAAGGAAUUACAAUUAUGAUUUACAUUUUACAUCAUUAAUUUCCCAAAUUAUAUUUAACCGUAAGGAGGUGCACAUGAGUUUUUAGCAAACAGGUAUGAAUAAGCAGCUAUGUAUAUGUGUUUGGGGAAGAGGGGAGCAGAUUACUUUAACAAACUUCAGAAUUAAAAUCAGCUCGUUUCAUGACUAUGUGCCUUAACGUUUGUGUGAACUAAACUUGCUGAUUGAAUGAAAUUCUUGGGAAGCCAAACAGUAAUAGCAGAAAAUGUGACCAAAUGAGUAUCAUGUACUUAAAUCACUUAAUUUUAUAUAAGCACAAGUAUUAAUUUUAAAAACAUUAUAGUUUAAUAAAGCUGCAUUUAAAAAUAUUUGGGAGCAAAGACAAGCAUGCUAAAUCUUCAUUUUGCUAUGGCUAUAAGCAUAUAUUUUUGGCAACUUAUUUGCAAUAUUCUUGCCUUAAAGUUUCCUGCAAAUUUCCCCCUUAGUAAUUCCCGAAUAGCAAAACAUUAAUAUUCCAUGAUUAGCUCUACUGUGUUGUCUCACUAUUAAAAUGGAAUUCGUUUUUUCAAAUCUUUUCUAAUGGUUAAUAAAACAAAUGUCAGAUCAUAAUAACACUCAAAUGUGUCUUAAUUGUCUUAUGCAUAUUUAAGAAAAAAAAACUAGUGGCACACAGGAUUGUCAUGUAGUAUCUUUUUUUUUUUUUUUUUUUUGAGACACAGUCUUGCUCUGUUGCCCAUGCUGGAGUGCAGUGGUGCGAUCUCGGUUCACUGCAAGCUCUGCCUCCCAGGUUCACGCCAUUCUCCUGCCUCAGCCUCCCAAGUAGCUGGGACUACAGGUGCCCGCCACCAUGCCCAGCUAAUUUUUUAUAUUUUUAGUAGAGAAGGGGUUCACUGUGUUAGCCAGGAUGGUCUUGAUCUGACCUCGUGAUCCGCCUGCCUCAGCCUCCCAAAGUGCUGGGAUUACAGGCGUGAGCCACCCCACCUGGCCAUUUUCUUUUUUUUUUGAGAUGGAGUUUUCACCCUUGCUGCCCAGGCUGGAGUGCAGUGGCACGAUCUCAGCUCACUGCAACCUCCACCUCCUGGGUUCAAGCGAUUCUCCUGCCUCAGCCUCCCAAAUAGCUGGGAUUACAGGUGCCUGCCACCACCACCGGUUAAUUUUUGUAUUUUUAGUAGAUACGGGGUUUCACCAUGUCGGCCAGGCUGGUCUCAAACUUCUGACCUCAGAUAUCCACCUGCCUCAGCCUCCUAAAAUGGUGGAAUUACAGGCGUGAGCCACCGCUCCUGGCCCAUCAUUCCCAUAUCUAUGAAAUCUGUUUUGGAUUUUAGAGUGGAUUUAAAUUUUCAAUAUUUCAGUGACCUCAUUGUUGAAGCUGCUUUGCCACUUGUACAAGUUUGAAAACCAUUGUUGAAUCAUAUGGAGCUUUACUCUAAUUCCAAAUAGUUAAAGGAUGAAUCAGGUUAAAUAAUGCUGUUGGAUAAUACAGGCAAAAACAGGAUUUAAACCUGCACAUUAAAAGCAUUAUUGAAGGCCGGGCAGGUGGAUCACUUUGGCCCAGGAGUUCAAAACUGACCUGAACAAUGUGGCGAAAUCCUGUCUCUACUAAAAAUACAAAAACCAGCCAGGCAUGUUGGCACAUACUUGUAAUCUCAGCUACUCAGGAGGCUGAGACAUGAGAAUUGCUUGAACCUUUUAGGCGGAGGUUGCAGUGAGCCGAGAUCAUGCCAUUGCGCGAUAGAGCAAGUCUCUGUCUCGCAAAAAAAAAAAAAAAGUUUAAUUCUAACAUUGCCCAUGGAUUUUUUUUUUCUGUACAGCUUGAAGAUAAGAUAGUUAAAGACUCUGUUAAAUUUAAACAUAAAAAUGUGAAGAGUAAGUGGUGAGGCAAGAAACAAAAUUGGGGGAAAUGGUGGGGAUUGUGAAUAUAUAAGUGAAGUUUCAUUUUUUUAAGGUGUAAAGGAAUGAGAAUAGAGUAAUUGCUUUUUAAAAAGAAAGUAUAAAUGGGUUAAUUUUUUUCUUCCAACUUUGACUUUAAUUCAGUAAGAAAGGCCUAGGUUUCAUCUCAUAUUCUUCAUAAUUGAUUUUCAAGAAGUUAAUUUGUCAUUCAGCCUAGGAGGCUAUAAAACAGCAGUUAGUUGGCAUUAUUAGACUAAAACUUGGGUGGGGGGAGGAGACUGUUUCCUCAUUGCUGCAACCCAUGUCUAUCUUAUUAUUCCUAAGCCAUUAGAAAGACCUUGUACUUUGUAUAGAAACAUUAGAGGUUUUGAUUUUUAACAUAGUACUCUCAAACUUUGAUGUGCAUAUGAACAAGCGGAUUCUGAUUCAGUAGAUCUGCAUUGGGCCCCGUGAGUCUUUUUAAACACAGUCCCAGGUGAUUCAUGCAGAUGCCUGUGAACUGCGCUGGUAGAUGGGCCUAAGAGGCUUCAGGCUGUGUUUUAGAUUUUGGUAAGCCAGGCAGAUUCAAGUCCUUUUAUAACUGUCAAUUUUGUGAAUUGGGGAUGCAGACUGGUUUUGAAGGCUUAAAGUUCAAAAAUUUUAAGAAAAUUAAGAAUUUUGCUUAAGAGCCUUUUAAAAAUAUGGACGAUUUAUUUUUUAAGUAGUCAGACUAAGAAUUUCAGGUUAUAAAGAAUCUUAUUGAUAAGGCAAAUUAGACAAAGUAUUUUCUCAUGAGUAUUUGUGGGUUAUGUUUUUGUUAAUAUAAAAGUUGAUUUCUAAGUAUUAGAAUAUAUUUAGUCUCUAAAUAAAUCUUGCCUUCUAUUAUGGAUCAUCAUUAUUAAUAAACAUGGAAAAUCAACACUACCCCUAAUAUUAAUCUGGCAGUUAAAUUUAGUAGUGCUAUAAUGAAUAAGUCAGUCUAGCACAUAUGCCCUGUCAUUAUACUGCAGACCUCUGGUCACUUAAUUUUCUGUUAUAUUAUGUGGUUGAAAAUUCCUGUUUCAUCGUAAAGUGAAAUUUGAAAGAUGGAGUUGAAUAAUAUGAUUCUUGAAAAGUGAGUUUUUCUUGGAAUUCUGUUAAGGUGUUAGAUUUUCCUCACAUAUUUAAAUAAUCUGUAAGAACUACCCUGAAAGCACUAAGGAAAAUGUAGCCGAAAGUUAAGUAAUAGGUUUUAAAAAUUUAUCAAAAUUUAUUGAUAGUUUGAUCUGUAAAACAAAUUGGGUUUCGUGCUUUCUGACGUCCAGUUAAUAAGUAUGUUAUGUGCCAGGCUUUACAUAUUGCUCUUUGCAAGUAGCCAUUAAAAUGUAAGUCAUCGAAGUUUGAAGAUCUAUAAAUAUUUAAUAUAGUAGUCUAAACAGUUGUGAGAAUUUACUCAGUUCUGAAAUAGAAUGUUAAAUUUUCCGAUGUGGUCCUAAUCAUUUUUUUCUUUACAUACUAAGCCUUCCUUUCUCCAAAGAACAGUUAAAACCAAAUGUGUUAUGGUAAGCUGUAAAUACCAUUGGAAUAAAAGAUAACCGUUCAUCUUACCUAAAAAAUUGAAGACAAUAUUUUCCAUUGUUGAUGUCACAAGUAAGAAAAAAACUCUAACUUUUGUACUCUACUUGUAGCAGAGGGAAUAUUUUUGGCCACAGUGUGCCAAUUUAUAAUUGUAGAUAAAGCUGAAUUUACUGGACAGCAAGCUUAUAUGCUGAUAGAAGUUGAUGCACUGAGAAGUGAUGAGUUGAAGAGAAUGGAAAAGACAGAUUGAGCUGGAAUUUUAAUGCAUAGUCCAUUUAGUAGAGAGACAAGCUGUCCUAUAUACUCCUGUAUACUUCAGAAAUAGCUGAUAGCCUAUAGUCUCUGAGAGCUAUUCUGUACAUAGCACAGUAUUAUAAUUGAUGUUCAUAAAUACCCUGAGAGAUUAUGUUAAAAUACAUUAUUAAUACUCCCACAAAAGCAGUAAGUUAAUAAGUAUUUCCAACAAAAGGCAGCUUUGUUUCUUAAACGGAUAAACAAAAUAUAACUAGGAAGAUCUUCAAAAUAAAGUGUCAUGGAACUGAAAAUAGAGUAUAGUCUAACAAUUAUUUUGAUACAUUAUUGAAUAGCUAACAAGUGUCUAAAGAAUUUUUUAUUUUUAUAGAAUAGGAAGUUUCCAAAAGAAAACAAUUAAGAGCAAAAUUGGUUUUGAGUAUAGAAACUGAAGGAUGGCAGUGUUAACUCCUAAGUUUUUUACAGAGCACAGAUUGGUAAACUAGCAUGCCACCUGUUUUUUGUACCAUCUGUGAGCUGAGACUGGUUUUUACAUUUUUUAAUGGUGAAAAAAGUCAAAAGGAGGAUAUUUUGUGACACAUGAAAACAUUAAAUUAAAAUUUCAGUAUCCAGAAAUAAAGUUUUAUUGGAACAGCUGUGCUCAUUGUCUUUAGCUGCUUUCCUGGUACAGUGGCUGAGUUUAGUAGUAUAGCAGAGUCUGUAUGGCUUCCAACAGUCAAAAUACUGUCUGGCCUUUUAAAGAGUUUGUCAAUCCCUUUUAUGGAGGAAGGUUUUGCUCAUACAUGGCAUGUUAGUCAAUUUAGUUAUUUGCUUCUAGCUGGCAGAAUGUGGUCUUGAUUACUUAAUUUCUGUUACCCCUGUAUUUUCCAAAAUGGCUUCUCCUGAUUUUACUUACGUGUUUUACUAUUGCUCAAAUUACAGAUACUAGGAAACACUACUACUUUAUAAGUACACUUCUUUUUCCUACUUAAACUCUCAAACUACAGUUACAUAUUUGCCAUGAGGUUAAGGGACCUUGAUGGUCUGUGAAUUAUCAGUUGCUUUCUGCACUACCUCCUGUGGAUAGACCUGACUGAUAGCACUUACAAAAAGACUGAUAGAUGCCAAAUCAGUCAUUUAUUAACCCUCUAAUAUUGUUGUCCCGAUCAUUUGGUAAACUCUAAGAGAGCUUAGUUUUACAUUCACAAAGUAUUUGUAUUUGAUAAGUCUUAAAAAUGAUUUAAGUUGAAGCCUAACAGAAGUACUUGUUCAUUCCUCAGUUACCUGCAAAUAAUGGAAAUAAUGGUGCAGUCAGUUUUAUUUGAUUGUGUAAUGCUUUAUACUAGGGGUCUCAAACCCCUGGGUGGCAUUAGAUUCUUACAGGAGCGUGAACCCUAUUGUGAACUGCACAUGCAAGAGAUCUAGGUUGUGCUCUCAUUAUGAGAAUCUAAUACCUGAUGAUCUGAGGUGGAACAGUCUCAUCCUGAAACCAUCUACCCCAACACCUGUCUGUGGAAAUUGUCUUCCACGAAACUGGUCCCUGUUGAAAAAAGGUUAGGGACCACUGCUUUAUACAGUGUUUGAAGUAGGCACACUUACAGUUACUAUUUCUGGUUCUUUAUGACUGUUGAGGGGGGCAGAAUUCUAUGUUUGAUUCACAGUAAAACUUUUCAUGAAUCAUUGAGGGUUAACUGUUAUCACUUGCCAAUGGAAACUGGAUAUUGAAACUUUUUUUAAGAAAUGCACUUUUACCUGAAAUAAAACUAUAAAAACUAAA